CAGAAAUGCUAUAAAGACAAGUCCUAAUAACACAUCUCUGAAACAUGAGGUAAUUCGGACAGCAUGCUGCCAGCAACAUGACAGGAUUGAAACAUACUGCUGUGGCUGCUAUUGGACAAGAAAUAAGUCAAAUUAAACUGAGAGAUAACAAGGUUUUAUCCAACUGGGAAAGCUCUACAUGGACAGGAUGCAAGGCCAGGCUUAGAAAAGAAGCUACUGUUAUUCAAUCUAAGGAAUUUAAAGAUGAAGAACUUCUCUAUGUGAAGCAAGGAAAGGAAGCUUUACAAAGGGCAGUAGAGAUCCUGGAACAGCAGGGGGGGUGGCAAACAGAAAUAUCAGCGGUAUGUCAUAAAUAUUUCCUUUAAGAUUUAGCUGAACCC
This is a messenger RNA of Acipenser ruthenus (sterlet), 380 nucleotides long. RefSeq names its product steroidogenic acute regulatory protein, mitochondrial-like. The record is from RefSeq and is a predicted model, not a curated record. The transcript has 3 exons. Gene Ontology annotation, biological process: steroid biosynthetic process; intracellular cholesterol transport; regulation of steroid biosynthetic process. Bases 78 to 365 code for a protein of 95 amino acids. Gene Ontology annotation, cellular component: mitochondrion; mitochondrial intermembrane space. Gene Ontology annotation, molecular function: cholesterol transfer activity; cholesterol binding. NCBI's taxonomy places the organism in Eukaryota, Metazoa, Chordata, Actinopteri, Acipenseriformes, Acipenseridae.